Penicilliopsis zonata CBS 506.65 is the source of this 6471-nucleotide messenger RNA. RefSeq lists its product as hypothetical. The record is from RefSeq and is a predicted model, not a curated record. Gene Ontology annotation, molecular function: fatty acid synthase activity; phosphopantetheine binding; 3-oxoacyl-[acyl-carrier-protein] synthase activity. Lineage: Eukaryota; Fungi; Ascomycota; Eurotiomycetes; Eurotiales; Aspergillaceae. Bases 1 to 6471 code for a protein of 2156 amino acids. Gene Ontology annotation, biological process: fatty acid biosynthetic process. The transcript has 5 exons.
AUGGGGGAGUCCGGUUGUGUCUAUCUCUUCGGAGAUCAGACAGGCGAUUUUGACGCUGGUCUCCGUCGUCUGCUGGAGGCAAAGAACAACUCUCUGCUCACCUCCUUCUUCCAGAGAUCCUUCUUUGCCCUGCGUACCGAGGUCACCAAGCUGCCGCCGUCUCAGCGCGCCAUCUUUCCUCGCUUUACCAGUCUGGUUGACCUGCUGGCGAGAUACCGCGAGAACGGGCCCAACCCUGCUCUCGAAAGUGCGUUCACAUGCAUCUACCAACUUGGAUGCUUUAUCAAUUACUACGGUGAUCUCGGUCAUCCUUACCCUGCAAGCUCCGACAGUCAUGCAAUCGGUCUCUGCACCGGUCUAUUGGCUGCCGCCGCCGUCAGCUCCUGUAAGACGGUCGGUGAGCUUGUACCAGUUGCCGUUCAGACCGUAGUCCUCGCACUGCGGUUGGGAUUGUGUGUCCUGAAGGUCCGCGAUCUGGUAGACCCAAGCAAAUCCGGCCCUCCGACCUGGUCGGUCCUUGUGUCGGGAAUCCACGAAGCAGAUGCCGUGGAACUGAUUCAGGACUAUUCCGCGACGAAGGCGCUUCCCCCCUCAUCUCAGCCGUAUAUCAGUGCUGUGAGCUCGAACGGGUUGACCAUCAGUGCUCCACCUGCAAUCCUGGACCAGUUUAUUGAAAAUAAGCUCUCCAAGGAGCAUAAGCCAAUCAGGGUGCCGAUUCACGGCCCGUAUCAUGCAGCUCAUCUGUACGACGGAAGGGACGUUGACCGAAUUCUGGAGUCUUGGCCCCAGGAGGAAUUUGCUCGGCAUAGCCCGCUCAUCCCCAUCCUGUCCAGCACUUCCGGGGAACCGAUCGACGCCAACAACCUUCAGGAUCUUCUGAAAGUUUGCCUCGAGGAAAUUCUCUUGCAUCAGCUUUGCUGGGACAAAGUCGUUGAUUCUUGCGCGUCAACGCUAAAAUCCGCCAGUACCACUUCAUGCAAGCUGUAUCCCAUCUCCACCUCGGCAUCCCAGGGAUUGAUGACCGCUCUGAAGCGCGCUGGAGUCUCCAGUAUCGAGCUUGAGAAUGGACUUGGCGACGUCCGGAAAAACCCUGACGGCUCCAACCAGACUGGCAGAUCGGAGCAGUCAAGGAUCGCCAUUAUCGGCCUAUCUGGACGCUUUCCCGACGCCCCUUGCCCCGAGAAAUUCUGGGACUUGCUCUACCAGGGACUCGAUGUGCAUCGUGAGGUUCCUGCGGACCGCUGGGAUGUCAAUGCCCACGUUGACCUGACGGGAAAGAAGAGAAACACCAGCCAGAUCCCUUAUGGUUGUUGGAUCAAUGAGCCUGGAUUGUUUGACCCACGCUUCUUCAAUCUCUCGCCACGGGAGGCCCUGCAGUCCGACCCCGCACAGCGCCUUGCCCUCUUGACGGCAUAUGAAGCUCUCGAACAGGCCGGCAUUGUUCCAAACAGUACUCCGUCCACCCAGAAAGACCGAGUGGGAAUCUUCUACGGCAUGACCAGUGAUGACUACCGUGAGGUGAACAGUGGCCAAGACGUUGACACGUACUUCAUUCCGGGAGGCAAUCGUGCCUUCACACCGGGGCGCAUCAACUACUACUUCAAGUUCAGUGGCCCCAGUGUCAGCGUUGACACCGCCUGCUCCUCCAGUCUUGCAGCUAUCCAUGUAGCGUGCAACUCCCUGUGGAAGAACGAUUGUGAUACCGCCGUCGCAGGCGGCGUCAACAUCUUGACCAACCCGGACAAUCACGCCGGUCUCGACCGCGGCCACUUCCUCUCCAGGACCGGAAAUUGCAACACGUUCGAUGACGGCGCAGACGGCUACUGUCGUGCUGACGGCGUUGGCACUGUGGUUUUGAAACGCCUGGAAGAUGCCAAAGCUGACAAUGACCCGAUUUUGGGCGUGAUUGUGGGAGCAUACACAAACCACUCCGCGGAAGCCGUCUCGAUCACCCGCCCUCUGGCUGGUGCCCAGUCGUUCAUCUUCGAUAAAUUGCUGAAUGAAGCCAACUUCGAUCCUAAAGAUGUCAGCUAUAUCGAGAUGCACGGGACCGGUACCCAGGCCGGAGACGCAGUUGAAAUGCAAUCGGUGCUCGACGUCUUCGCGCCUGACUACCGGCGCGGACCGGCUCAGUCUCUUCAUCUCGGUUCGGCCAAGUCGAAUGUUGGCCACGGCGAAUCCGCCUCUGGUGUGACCGCUUUGAUCAAAGUGCUGAUGAUGAUGAAGAAGAACAUGAUCCCUCCCCACUGUGGUAUCAAGACCAAGAUCAAUCACAACUUCCCCACCGACUUGCAACAGCGCAAUGUCCAUAUUGCCUUUGAGCCGACUCCCUGGAACCGCCCGCAGAGUGGACUGCGCAAGGUCUUUGUCAACAACUUCUCGGCAGCUGGCGGUAACACGGCUCUGCUCUUGGAGGAUGGCCCGGCUGCCCAAGAUCGGGACGCCCGUGAUCCUCGAUCGGUCCAGAUCGUCAGUGUUUCAGGCAAAUCGCAGACGGCCCUCAAGAACAACAUUGACUCCCUGGUCAAGUAUAUCGACGAGCAGUCGAAAACCUUCACCAACGAGUCCAGCCUGCUUGCAAACCUUGCCUACACUACUACUGCUCGCCGGCUUCAUCAUCCGUUCCGAGUUACGGCCACCGGUUCCAGCUUGAAGGAAGUGAGAGAUGCACUGUCCAACUCGGCCCAUCAGGAAAGCUUCACCCCGGUCCCUGCCAAGGUCCCCAGUGUCGGCUUUGUCUUCACGGGCCAGGGGGCUCAGUACACCGGCAUGGGCAAACAGUUGUACGAGAUCUGCUCCCAGUUCCGGGACAACCUCGAGCACCUUGACUGCAUUGCACAAAGCCAAGGGUUUCCUUCUUUCCUUCCCUUGGUUGACGGCAGUAUUCCGGUUGAGCAACUGAGCCCGGUCGUGACACAGCUAGGCACAACCUGCGUGCAGAUGGCCUUGGCCAAAUACUGGAUCGCUCUUGGGGUUAAACCUGCAUUUGUGAUGGGACACAGCCUCGGCGAGUACGCUGCCAUGAAUGUCGCAGGCGUUCUCACAACCAGCGACACCAUCUACCUUUGCGGGCGCCGGGCUCAGCUCCUGACCGAGAAAUGCCAGGUUGGAACGCAUGCUAUGCUAGCUGUCAAGGCCUCAUUUACCCAGGCUAAACCGUUCUUGGGCGAUGAGAGCAAGUAUGAAGUUGCCUGUAUCAAUGGGCCCGGCGAAACCGUGAUCAGCGGACUUGGUGCCGAUAUCGAUGAGCUCGCUCAGAAGCUUAGCAGCCAGAGCCUGAAGUGCACCAAACUGAAAGUGCCCUUUGCCUUCCACUCCUCGCAGGUGGAUUCAAUCUUGCAGGACCUUGAAGAACUGGCAAAUGGAGUCAAGUUCACCACCCCAUCGACUCCAUUCGUGUCUGCUCUGCUUGGCGAAGUCAUCAUGGAACAAGAUGCUGAUAUCCUGGGUCCCACCUACCUGAGACGUCAUUGCAGAGAGCCUGUCAAUUUCUUGGGCGCCCUCGAAGCCACUCGCCAUGCCAAGUUGAUGACCGACAAGACUCUCUGGAUCGAGAUCGGUUCUCACACUGUCUGCUCCGGCAUGGUCAAGGCAACCCUUGGUCCCCAAACCAAGACCGUCGCAUCCCUUCGCCGUGAGGAAGACACCUGGAAGGUGCUCUCUAACAGCCUCUCCACAUUGCACUUGGCAGGCAUUGAGAUUCUUUGGAAGGAGUACCAUCAGGACUUCAGUUCCAGCCACCAGGUUCUCCCGCUCCCCGCUUACAACUGGGAUCUCAAGAACUACUGGAUCCCCUACGAGAACAACUUCUGUCUGUCUAAGGGGGCACCCGUCGGUGAGAUCCAAGCCGCGCCGGCUGCAGCAUCAACAUUCCUUACAUCCUCGGCUCAAAAAAUCCUCGAGUCACGCGAGGAAGGCGGCAAGGCAACCGUUGUUAUUCAGAACGACAUUGCGGAUCCAGAACUCAACAGGGUCAUUCAAGGCCACAAAGUCAAUGGAGCUGCUCUUUGUCCCUCGUCUCUCUAUGCCGAUAUUGCUCAGACGCUAGCCGACUACUUGGUGAAUAAGUACAAGCCAGAAAUGAAGGACUGCGGCCUUGAUGUCGCCAACAUGGCCGUGCCUAAGCCCCUCUUGGCCAAGGGAGGCGAGCAGUUAUUCAGGGUUUCUGCCACCGCUGACUGGGCGGCCAAAAAGGUCAACGUCAACGUCUGGUCCGUCACAGCGGAAGGAAAGAAGAUGGUAGACCAUGCCAGCUGUAUUGUGAAGCUUUCCGACUGCAGUGUCUGGGAGCAAGAGUGGAAACGCAACGCGUACCUGAUACAGCGCAGCAUCGAAAGACUUCACAAGGACUCCGAGGAUGGCCAGUCUCACCGAAUGAAGCGUGGGAUGAUCUACAAACUCUUCGCGACUCUGGUUGACUACGAUGAUAACUACAAGUCGAUCCAGGAGGUCAUUCUGGACAGUGAAAACCACGAAGCGACUGGCAGAGUCAAGUUCCACGCACCCCCUGGAAACUACCACCGCAAUCCCUUCUGGAUCGACAGUCUGGGACACCUUUCUGGCUUCAUCAUGAACGCCAGUGAUGCCACCGACUCUAAGAACACGGUCUUUGUCAACCAUGGAUGGGACUCGAUGCGCUGCUUGAAGAAAUUCUCCGCAGAUGUCACCUACCGGACCUAUGUCCGUAUGCAACUCUGGCAGAACAACAUCUAUGCGGGCGAUGUCUACAUCUUCGAUGGAGAUGAGAUUGUCGCUGUUUAUGGCGGUGUGAAGUUCCAAGGAUUGGCGCGUCAGAUCCUUGACACUGUUCUUCCCCCGGUUGGAGGGUCCAAGGUUGCCAAACCGGCUCCCAAGGCAGCUGCGAAGUCUACCCCACCCCCGAUCAAUGUAGCCAAGGCGAAGGCUGGUCGCCCUGCACCUCCCGCUGCCGUCAAGUCUCUUGUCAAGUCCUCGUCGGGUCCCAGUCUUGUUGUCCGCGCUCUCAAGAUCCUCGCUUCGGAGGUUGGCCUGUCUGACGCAGACAUGACUGAUGACAUGGUCUUUGCAGACUAUGGAGUUGACUCGCUGCUUUCCCUGACAGUCACGGGAAGAUACCGCGAGGAGCUGGACCUCGACCUCGGGUCAUCGGUGUUCAUCGACCAGCCGACUAUCAAAGACUUCAAGCAGCUUCUGCAGCAGAUGAGCCCCAUGGAGAGCGACUCUUCAGGAAGCGACCUAGAGGAGUCUGGAUACUCAUUCCCCGCCUCCUCCGCCUCGACGGAUCCGUCAAGUGCAGCCUCGCCCGGCUUGCUGUCGCCUCCCAACGAGAAGGUUCUUGCAUCUGUCGAGCAAAAUGAAAGUCUUAAGAUCAUCCAAGGAAUCCUGGCCGAAGAGAUCGGUGUCACCCCGGAGGAGCUUACUGGUGACUCCAACCUGAGCGACAUGGGAUUGGACUCGCUGAUGUCCCUCACCGUCCUCGGCAAGCUGCGGGAGCAGCUGGACCUUGAUCUCCCUGGUGACUUCUUCAUCGAGAACCAGACUUUGGAGGAGAUCGAGGUCACUUUGGAUCUGAAACCCAAGGCUCCAACUCCUGCUGCAGUUGAGCCGAUCAGAUUGCCUGAGACGAUCCCUGAUAUCAACCCGAGUGCUGGAAACGUCUCGGUUAUUCAGCACCCUCCGGCAACGUCUAUCCUUCUCCAGGGUAACCCUAAGACGGCCACCAAGACUCUUUUCCUGUUCCCUGAUGGAUCGGGCUCUGCCACCUCGUAUGCCACCAUCCCCGCCUUGUCUCCUGAUGUCUGUGUGUACGGGUUGAACUGCCCAUAUAUGAAGACUCCCGAGAACCUGAAUUUCAGUCUGGACGAGAUCACCAUCCCGUAUGUGGCGGAGAUUCGUCGUCGCCAGCCCAAGGGACCCUACAAUUUUGGAGGCUGGUCAGCUGGUGGCAUCUGUGCCUACGACGCUGCUAAGCACCUGAUCUUCGAGGAAGGCGAGACCGUCGAGCGACUACUUCUCCUCGACUCCCCGUUCCCCAUUGGAUUGGAGAAGCUGCCCCGUCGCCUGUACAGUUUCUUCGACUCGGUCGGUCUGUUCGGUGAGGGCAAGGCGCCUCCCCCCAAGUGGCUCCUGCCGCACUUCCUAGCCUUCAUCGAAUCGCUGGAUGCGUACAAGGCAUCUCCAUUCCCUUACUCGGACGGCGAGCUGGGAAAGAAGACCCCCAAGACCUGGAUGAUCUGGGCCAAGGACGGUGUCUGCUCGACGCCAGAAGUGCCCUAUCCUCCUCCUGCGGAGGAUGGCAGCAAAGAUCCCAAGGAGAUGGUCUGGCUGCUCAACACUCGCACCGAUCUGGGGCCCAACGGGUGGGAUACCCUCGUAGGACCCAAGAAUGUCGGCGGCAUCACCGUCAUGGAAAAUGCUAACCACUUCACCAUGACCAAGGGCGCGAAGGCCAUGGAGCUGUCCAAAUUCAUGGCUAACGCCAUGGCGAAUUAA